GGGAAGGGAGAAAAAAAUCAGGGCUCUUUCUGCAGGAUUCACAUUUGGUGUCUUUCUCUCUCUCUACUUUUCUUUUCGUUUCGUUUCGUUUUCAGCUGUUACUUCUGCCUCUUUCUUGUAACGCUUCUACAGACAGAAGAAAGAAGGAAACUGAGCACAGAACCCAUGUCUGGUUUAUACAACAACAACUCCUCUUACUUCUCCUCUCCGGCUAGAGCUGCUUCUCCUCAGAUUCGAAGCACUCCUCCUGAGAUCGACAGCUCUCAGUACUUGACGGAGCUUCUCGCCGAACAUCAAAAGCUUACACCUUUUACUCAAGUCUUGCCUAUAUGCAGCCGCCUGCUGAAUCAAGGGGGGUUCUUGGAUGUGCAGAGAUGUUCAGGGUGUCUGGAAUGAUGUCUUCUAACCAAGGAUUUGGGGAUUUUGAUAGGCUCAGACACAGAAGUCCAAGUCCUAUGGCUUCUUCUAAUCUUAUCUCUAACGUUUCUAACUCCGGCUUUGGUGGUGGCUGGAACGCCCUUCCUCAGGAGAGACUUAGUGGAACACCUGGAAUGACAAUGGACUGGCAAGGUGCACCAGGAAGCCCCAGCUCAUACACCGUCAAAAGGAUACUGCGUCUGGAGAUUCCUGUAGAUAGCUAUCCUAAUUUCAAUUUUGUUGGUCGACUUCUCGGUCCUAGAGGCAACUCGUUAAAGCGCGUUGAAGCUACUACAGGUUGCCGCGUGUUCAUCAGAGGGAAAGGCUCAAUCAAGGAUCCUGAAAAGGAAGAUAAGUUAAGGGGAAGACCGGGGUAUGAACACUUGAAUGAACAGCUUCACAUCUUAAUAGAAGCAGAUCUUCCAGCUAGUAUUGUGGAGAUACGUCUGCGACAAGCUCAAGAGAUUAUAGAAGAGUUACUUAAGCCUGUGGACGAGUCGCAAGAUUUCAUAAAGAGACAGCAGCUAAGGGAGCUAGCGUUGAUAAACUCGAACAACUUGAGGGAAGAGAGUCCAGGACCAAGCGGCGGUGGAAGCGUUUCGCCUUUUAACUCAAGUGGUAAACGCCCCAAAACAGGAUGCUAAAGGAGCGUUUUAAAAUGGUUUAAUCUUCUUCAACCAAAGGUACAUUGUCUGCAUACACAAACACUCAUGUGUUGGUUUGGCCCAGUAAUGACUGCAGUGGUGGUGGUCAAGGUCUCCCUAUGGUCUCUCUCCGGUGAGCGACCAUGUGGUUUUCCUUCCUUUAAUUUAUUUAUUUAUUUUUACUUAUUCGUCGUUAUGAGACUACAUCAGAGAUUCAUUACAGAUUAUUAAAAAAAAAAAAAGAUAUGAAAAAAGGUUCAGAUAUAUAAAAUAUAUAUGUAGGGAAAAUGAUGUGCAUGUGGAGGGGGCGUGCAUUGAAAAUUGUUAUUGUAAAAACAAAAACAGAGACAUUUAUUGGAUUGAUUCUUAUUGUUUGA
Brassica napus (rape) is the source of this 1438-nucleotide messenger RNA. RefSeq names its product KH domain-containing protein At2g38610. Gene Ontology annotation, molecular function: mRNA binding. Lineage: Eukaryota; Viridiplantae; Streptophyta; Magnoliopsida; Brassicales; Brassicaceae. Gene Ontology annotation, cellular component: nucleus. Gene Ontology annotation, biological process: regulation of mRNA splicing, via spliceosome. The record is from RefSeq and is a predicted model, not a curated record. The coding region runs from base 330 to 1061 and encodes 243 amino acids. The transcript has 7 exons.